CUGCUGUGCCACGGCAGCCAACGCGGCGCCAGUCGCGACGAGUGCUCCUGCGCCUGGGCGGCCGACGGCCCCCGAUUCCCCGCCUGGUGCCUGGGUUGCCCCAACACCCCGGUGGGGCUGCGCGAGGCGGCCCGGCGCCUGACCGAUUCCCUGGCCGCCGACGCGGAACAGGUCAUCGUGUCCUGCCUGGAGUUCCUACCGCCCCAUCCGCCGGAAGCCGUUUCCAUCCUGGCGGACGCCGGGCUGAACCGCGUGGUGAUCGCCCCCUACCUACUCGGCAACGGCAAGCACGCCACCCUCGAAAUGGAAGAGGUCCUCGAAGACAUCGCGUCGAAAUCGCCCGGCGUGGAACUCCGGCUGGCCGAUGGCCUGGGCGCGGACAUCCGCAUCGCCGAGCUGGUGCGGGAGCGCAUCUCGGCCCUGCCCCAGGCGGUACGGGAACCGGCCGACGGUGGCCCGGUGGGCAUAUUGCUGGUCAAGGCCGGCACUCAGACCCGGUACGACGAUUGCCUCUGGCUGAAGGAGCUGGGCGGCUGGGUUGAGCGCGAUUUGGGUCACGGCUACGCGGUGGAGGUGGCCCAGUCCCACUACGGCGAUCCGACCAUGGAACACGCCGCCGCCGAGCUGGUCGGCCAAAGGGGCGUGAGCAGCAUCAUCUGCGUACCCUACGUUUUCUUUCCCGGGAUGAUUUUGCGUCGCAACGUGCUGGGAACCAUGCGUCAGCUCCAGGAGGCCUAUCCCGACGUUGUCAUGUCGGUGGCGCCGCCUCUCGGAGUGGACGACCGCCUGGUAGCGGUCGCCAGCGAUCGGGUUCGGGAGGCGCAGACGCGGGUAUCCUGA
This is a messenger RNA of Geodia barretti, 840 nucleotides long. The record is from the annotation of a GenBank genome assembly. Lineage: Eukaryota; Metazoa; Porifera; Demospongiae; Tetractinellida; Geodiidae.